Messenger RNA from Spodoptera littoralis (African cotton leafworm), 1074 nucleotides. Lineage: Eukaryota; Metazoa; Arthropoda; Insecta; Lepidoptera; Noctuidae. The record is from the annotation of a GenBank genome assembly.
AUGUCAGAUUGCGCGCUGGUGUCCAAUGUAAGCGAACACGAUGCGAGUAUGGACGUGGGGAACGACAAGUCUCUAUUUGAGCCCUCUGUUGAAAUGAUGGUAAAUGACUUUGAUGACGAAAGAACAUUAGACGAAGAAGAAGCUUUGGCGGCAGGAGAGCAACAAGACCCUAAAGCCGAACUUAACAGCCUUCAGCGUGAAGGUGAUAUGCCAUUGGAAGAAUUACUAGCACUGUACGGAUACGAUAAAACUAUGGAUAACAAGCAACCCACUCCCGAGCAGGCCCCUGAGGUGGUCCCUGAGGAAAUUGAGAAACCAGAGUCAGCGUUACAGCAGUUAUACAGUGAGACUACUAGUCCGGAAGCCACAAGAUGCCUUAGGUCUGGCUCAAGACCGCCUUCUGAAGAAGAAGAUGACUAUGAUUACAGUCCCGAUGAGGAUGACUGGAAGAAGACUAUAAUGGUAGGUAGUGACUACCAGGCUGCAAUACCUGAAGGUUUAUGCAGCUAUGAUGACGCAUUACCUUAUGAAAAUGAGGACAAGUUGUUGUGGAACCCAAGCAUGUUAGAAGAAAAAGUUACAGAGGACUAUAUGAAGAAAAUCUGUGCAAUGAACUCUGGGACAGGUGUAGAUGCCGUCCCUCGAGGGAGACAACUACGAGAUGAUGAGGAAGCCCUAUAUCUACUGCAACAGUGUGGUCACAACGUAGAGGAAGCAUUGAGGCGGCGGCGCAUUUCAGCCCAAACUCCUGCUCAUGCAAGUCUUUGGUCAGAAGAAGAAUGUCGCAACUUCGAAAAUGGCCUUAAAGCCCAUGGCAAGGACUUCCAUUUGAUCAGACAGUAUAAAGUGCGGACACGACUACAUGGACAGAUUUUUGGAAGAACAGGAGCUUCAGGUGCUGGUGUAGUGAGGCCAGUCUCUCCGUCUCCAAUGAUGGAAUUUGGUCCCUCUCCAGCCACACAGCCUGACCCCUUGGCUUUAGGUGAAAAUGAGGUGUUUUCCCAGCUAAACACCCACACACCACCUCCACGGGCCCUGUCCAUGGAGGAUCCGGAACCUCCAACUGGUUCCUAA